Amphimedon queenslandica is the source of this 5601-nucleotide messenger RNA. Its product is annotated as sodium leak channel non-selective protein. Gene Ontology annotation, cellular component: plasma membrane. Gene Ontology annotation, biological process: positive regulation of synaptic transmission, GABAergic; transmembrane transport; monoatomic ion transport. The transcript is spliced from 41 exons. Bases 1 to 5430 code for a protein of 1809 amino acids. Gene Ontology annotation, molecular function: monoatomic cation channel activity. NCBI's taxonomy places the organism in Eukaryota, Metazoa, Porifera, Demospongiae, Haplosclerida, Niphatidae. The record is from RefSeq and is a predicted model, not a curated record.
AUGGCGGCUCGUUUGGAUGACAGUGUCCAGGUAUCUGCUGGUGUUUCUCGUCGUUCCAAUGAGAAGAUGAGCCGCGGGUCAGUUUCAUUUCAACCUAAACCAUCAGUGUACUCUGUAUCUGGGAGCGGAUCAGAAUACUACUAUACUGGUGAUACUCGUAAAGAAGUUGAUGAGUAUGAGACUGUGUUUAUGUACACCUGGUGGCUCUGGCUGACUGAAGACAAUAAAGCAAGACAGUGCUUCCGCGUACUCUCUCUCGCUAAUCUGAUCCUAUUGCUACUGUCCCUACCAUUUUAUGAUGUGUCUGAUAGCAAUAACUUUAAUAAACUGAGAAUACAGUUCAUAGUUAUAUCAGUACUGGAUAUGAUACUCUCCUUAUUAUGUACCUUUCAUUUGAUUGUUAGGGGACGGUACUUUAUAUACAGACACGUUAAAAUUGAUGAGGAGACUAAUGAGAGUCACUUCAAUUACACUGAAUUGAUUCGUUUGUUAACUUUAGUGGGAGUGUCCAUCUCUUUGUGGUAUUCAGUUGGAAUUGGGGUCUAUAGAUCCAUAUACAUUGAUAUAUCCUGGUAUUGGUACAUUGCUAUGUUACCACGUGCUUUCCUCUCAGUCACCUCAUCAAUUAAACUCUUCAUACCAUCAAAUGUUGAGUCAUCAGUAUUACAAAAAGUGUCAACUAUCAUUAAGUGGAAGCAGCUCUGUAUGGUGACAUUGUUUUACUUCAUCUUUGUUUUUAUUUUUGCACUUUUGGGAGUCCACAUAAUUGGAGGACUGGACUACAUAUGUGUCUACAACAAUAGUGUACCAGCUAUUCCUAUCAGACAUUGUGAUAUCAAUAAUCCUUCGGGACAGGAACUGUGUAAUAAUGAUUCUGACUAUCUGAUAACUUGCGAGAGAUUCUCACCUAAUCCUGACUCCAAUGAGCCAAUAUUCAUUAACUACAGGACAUUUGUGUAUUACGGACAAUUUAGAACAAUACUUGAUGGUCUGUAUGCUGUGUAUGAAGCCUCUACUCUUGAGUUGUGGAGUUUCAUGAUGUUAGCUGCUUUUGAUGCUAGGGACUUUGUCAUAGUCGCCAUUUACUACACUUUAUUGAUAUUAUUCCUUGUCAUCAUACUACAGCAAAGUAUAUUUCUGGUGGUGAUCAUUGAAUCAUUUGCUGACCUGAGGAGUAAUACACAAUCACAACAACAAAUUAACAUGAAACAAACAAAAACAAGACCUUCUGUGGUCCUGUCACUAGAUAGUGGCUCCUCAGUGUUACGUUUAAAGUCAACAGAUACAAACAGUCCAAAGGAUUUUAUUGUUAAAUAUGGAAAGAAGCUGAUCAUUAUGGAGAAAUUCUUUCUCUUCCUGGUAUUUGCUGAUGCCAUAGUCACCAGUUUAAAAACAGCCGAAUAUUCUCAAAGUAAUAAAGAACAAUGGAGGCUGGCACUACAGAUAUGGCAGGUGACUGUCAGUCUAGCAUUCCUCCUUGAAGUGAUCAUAUUGUUCCUAUUCUAUCUUUACCACGGACAGUAUAAGCUAUUCUUCAAGAGGCCAUAUUACAUUUGUCUGAUAAUACUAUCCAUUGGAGGAUUAGUGGCCUCCAUUCCUAGCAGAUACACAUAUGAUCCACUGUAUCCUUCAAACGGUCUCAUUUUAUUUCAAUCCUUGAGGUUCCCUCGUUUGAUAAGAGUCUCACGGUAUUUGAAGGACUUCUUCAAUAAGUUGCUAGGGAACGCUCGUAUACCGAUACUCAUUGCUGUGACUGCUGCUAUGAUAGUCUUCAUAUCAAUUGUUAAUUGUCAGAUAUUCACUUAUAAGGAUACUGAGUGUCCUAACGUGGGAACAGAGCAUUACUCUAACUUCAUUGCUGGUUUAAGUUCAACGUUCCAACUGGUAAUGAAUGAAGCAUGGACUGAUAUUACUAGUGAGCUGAUGUGUGGUAUCAAAUUCCGGUGGAUCAUUUCUAAUCUAUACUUUAUCAUCAUUCACCUUUUCUCAUCUCUUAUAUUUCUUAACUUUUUUGGUGCAGUCAUUUUGGAUAAUUUGGAAUAUUCGGAGGAAGAGAAACAGUCAAAACUAGAAGACAUCAAAAGAAAAGAAGACAAGUCAAAUACUGUUCCUUUUCACUUGAGGAUUUUUAAGAAGUUGAAUAAUCAACCCAAAAGGUUACGUCCUCCUGGUAAAGGAUUACCUGAUCCUAAUUUAGAUGAGGUUGAUGUUCGACGGUUUUUUGAGUCGGCUAGUCAAAAUGUCAUUGUGCCUGAUCCUGGUUUCCAUGACGACACUCCACCCAUCCCCUCUGUUAGAGAGACUAACAAUGGAAGGACUCAAGUCAGACAGUAUUCCUUGGUUAGUAAUCUUGAUGAAGAUGAUUAUGCUAGUUAUACACACACUAUUGAGAAGAAAUAUCAGACCAUAGACUCACUAUUAAAGUUUGUAAAGUUCUGGCGUAGACGAGUAGAAGCUAAUGAUGUCUCCAGUAGUGAGAGAAGAUACCAGUUACCUGAUCUGUUUGGGGACAACAAGAAACAGAACAACCGAAUCAACAAUAAUAACAAUAGGAGGAGUGAGUAUGAUGUGUACAGUGAGAGGCACAGGUUCUUUGAUAUGGCAUUAUUCUGUAUGUCACCAGAACACAAGCUGAGAAGAAUAUGCACCUUAAUACUGACUGCACAAGCAAUUACUCCUAAGUAUGAGUUAUUGGAGGGGAGGAGUCUCUGGGAUUUGUUUAAGUCAAGGAUCAGUUUUGGGAUGAGGUUAGUGUUGAGUCAGAUGCCUUACUCCACAUGGGUAAUGUUCAUUGUACUGUGGGCCACUGUUGCUGUACAAUUCUCUGAGUCAAUUCACUUCCUAAUGGUCAAAGAAUACUACAAUUACAUACUGCCAAUGGAGUGUAUAUAUGUACUGGUAAUGUUCUCAUGGCUGGUGUGUAGAGUAUUAUCUAAAGGUUUAUUUAUUAAUCCUCAUCCAGCAAUAGGCAGUAUAUGGGACAUAUUGGACUGGAUAUUCCUUAUUGACAGUCUAUUAUUAUUAGUACUAGUGCCAGUAUGGGGCACCGAGUACAUGAACUCUGAUGCUACAAUACAGUUCAAUAGCUACACAGAUCUCAGCACUUGGGUAUCAGUAAUGAUGGGAAUAAGAGCACUGAGGCCUCUUCAUAUUGUAUCACUCUUCAGGUCACUGAGGGCAGUCAUUAGGGAGAUACUGGAGGGUUGGAAGAACCUACUCAUAGCAGCUGUCAUAAUGUUUGGAUUUAUGUUCAUGGUCGCUAGUCUUGGAGUACAGUUGUUUGCUGGUACUGAUGAGAAUCCAUUGGCCUAUUGCAAUGACCCAGUAAUGAAGACUAGAUCUAGUUGUGUUGGUGAGUUCUACAUAUCAGUGAGGAGAUCAAGAGAAUUCCUACAGUUACCAAAUGUUACUGGAACAAACUCAAUACUAGUACCAAGAGUCUGGUUCCCUUAUUCUCGUGAUUAUCCAUUCAAUAAUGUACUGACCACACUAAUAACAUUGUUUGAACUAUUGACUCUAGAGGGAUGGACUGAAGUGAAUAAUUUAUUUCAAGACAAAAAUGAAAGAUCAGGCUGGUACAUGAGUUUCUAUAUCCACAUAUACAUAUUCCUGGCCGUUAACUUGGGGCUGCAGUUGUUCCUGGGAGUAGUUGUCAAUAAUUUCAAUGAGCACAAGCCUGGACACAGGUUCCUACUCUCAGUGGAUCAGAACAGGUGGAUUGAACUAAUGCAAAGGAUUUCUCUACAAAGACCUUACAAACUGCCUCAUGAACCAAGGGAGAACAUGUUAAGAUUGAGAUUGUAUAAUUUCGUGUCUCACAGUCAUUACAGGAUAAUACCUUCAGUAUUCACCAUACUGGCAGCACUAACACUAGUACUACCGUGGAAUGGAUCAGACUAUGUUAGUACACUGGUUGGUCUUAAUCUUGUUUUUAAUUUUUAUGCAAUUUUUGAGGUUGUUAUUAAAUUGCUGGCAUUCGGCCCAACAUACUUUCGUAGUUGGCGUAAUUUAUUUGACUUAUUUUUGGUCGGAGCUACAAUCAUUUAUUAUAUAUUUGUCACUGUGUACUUCACUGGUUUCAUUAAAGAUGUGACACUGUCCUACAUUGCACUCGCCAUUGCUGUAUUGAAAUUUAUCGCCAUUUUAUUAAAAUAUUCUGCAAUGUUGAACCUCUUAAUAACAGUAGUCACUACUAUUCUCCGUACCAUACCACUGACACAGAUAUUAGGGAUAUUAAUAAUAUGUUAUUGUUGUGUUGGUAUCAUUCUCUUUGGUGACUUGAGGAAAGGAGAAAUGCUCAGCUACACUUGGAUUAGUUUUGCUGGUACAGGACAGAGUUUGACAGCUAUAACAAGGUGUCUGACUGGAGAGGAUUGGUAUCAAAUACUGUGGGACGUUGCUUUGAAGGAGCCUUAUGGUAUGAGUGAUGAUUCCAAGUUUUUGUCAAUAUUCACAGCAGUAGUAUACUUUGGAUCAUUCAUUGUCAUUGUACCUUUUAUAUUAUUAAAUGUAUUCAUUGCUGUGUUACUUGAGAAUUUCUCAAUAUUUUAUAACGAUGAUGAUACUAAUCUCAGCCUAGCUGUCAUCAAGGACUUUAAAAAGAAAUGGCGGCAUUUUGACCCACAAGCUAAAGGUCAUGUUAAAUUGAGCAGGAUUAAGUUGUUACUGAGAUCCCUUGAAGUUCAAGAUUAUUACACUUACAAUAUCGGAGAUGACAGUCAAGUCAUAGGACGCUACCCUUAUAACCUGACGGAGGACUCACUGUUGCUAUGGGAAAUGGAGGAGGAGCUUCGUCGUGAAGUCUCUCAGUCCGUCAAAAAGGCCACACCCGAGGAUGACGUCAUCAUUUCAUUUCAAGACGUCUUAAAGAUGCUGGCGUAUCGCUGUGAGGUCAUUCAUUCAAGACUUGAGUCUCAUGAAUUAGUCACAAGACAAGAACUGGAGACCACAAUACAAAUUGACGUUGCUGAAAUGUGUAUCUUAAAGUGGCUCAAGAAACAUGUUAAACCAAUUGUAGAGGAAAACAGACGUCAAGCUCCUCUGGAGAAUAUCCCAACUAUAAAUCAACCCAGAGAGUCAACUGCUCAUAAUAAACAAUACCAAUUAUUUGCUAUUCAUAACAUGCAGUCACAGCUAUUGAGUCAAGAUGGUCCAUGGCCAAGACAGGCCUCAAUGGAUACUGAGGAUGAGGAGAGACUCACUUCAACUGAACAAUACAAACACUUUAAUGAAACUGUGUCUUUAGGUAUUGAAGAUGACUCUGAAUCUGAUACUGAUGAAGCAUUGGCACGUACUUAUACUAAAAUGAUGUCAAACAGAAACCCAGAGCUAGAGAAAGGCAGAGAGGAUGCUAGUCAGUGGCUCCAACUGCAGUAUCACUGGAUGGAUCAUGUGGGAAAGGAUCCUAAUUAUUUUGAUGACUGUCUUUAACAAUAAAAUUUUUGAACAAACAUUUUUAAUAAUCAAUAAUGAAUACAUGAAUGUACUUUUUAUUCCUUUUCAGUUAAUUACUGUGUGUACUAAUCAUUGUAUACCAUUUAUAAUAAUAAUAUAUAGGUUUUUGAUUUCAGUUUUUGUUUACUAAUGAAAGACUUCAAUGAA